Nicotiana tabacum (common tobacco) is the source of this 5561-nucleotide messenger RNA. RefSeq lists its product as uncharacterized. Gene Ontology annotation, molecular function: DNA helicase activity. Gene Ontology annotation, biological process: telomere maintenance; DNA repair. Lineage: Eukaryota; Viridiplantae; Streptophyta; Magnoliopsida; Solanales; Solanaceae. The record is from RefSeq and is a predicted model, not a curated record.
UGCUCUCUCCUAUGGAUACGUGUAUCACUUCUCCCUUUUAGCAACCCAUUUAUGAUUCCUUAUUGAUAAUUUACCAAACCAUUUCCUGGUAACCAUUUUCUUCUCAAUUUCUCCGUAGGUAUUGCUCAAGGCCAGUCAUACCCAGUUUAUCUUCUUCUAUUCUUGUAAGAAUUCUACCAUUGAUUUUGUAAAUCAAAGCUGGAAUUUACCUGAAAUGUCCACAAACGAAGAUGUUGCAUCGCGUCGAGAUGAAGAGGCCAAGGAACAACGACGACGUGAUAGAAAUCUACGACGUCGCACUAGAUAUGCACAAAUGUCACCUGAAAGGAAACAAUCAUUUUUGCUGAAACUGCAAGCCAAGAGAGCUAAAUCAAAAAGGCGGCGACUUAAUCCUCAUUCAAGUAAUACACUGUCCUUAAUGGAAACUGGUACUCAAUCUCAAAGACAGAGUGCUCUUACAGUUGGUGAUUGCCCGUUAGAUUCAGAAGAAGGUCAUGCUUCUGAAGCUACAAAUAUGCCAGUUAUUAUCGAUAAAGGAAAUAAUAUGAUUGAUUGCUUGUCCAUCUUUGAAGUAGGAUCAACUUCAGGUACAUGUAAUGCAGGAAUUUCUUCAACUCCAGCAGCUAUUGCACAUAGAGGUAUGUAUCUAUCUGCCAAAAAUAUAACAAUCUCAUAGUAUCACAUUACUGUCGAAUUACAGAAUGAUGACUUGUUGCUAAAAAAUUAUGUACAUUUAAAAGAAGUUCCGGAUUGUAAAUUUUGUGGAGCAAAAAGGUUCCAAUGUGAACCACCAAAAUUCUGUUGUGGUAGCGGAUCAAUAAAAUUGACUUUUCAUCAAAUGCCUGUAUAGUUGCAGAAUUUAUAUUUAGGCAACAUUGCAGAAUCUAAACAUUUUCGUAAUUAUAGUAGAACCUAUAAUAAUAUGUUUGCAUUCACCUCCCUUGGUGUUAAUUAUGAUAGAGUAUUAGCAAAGAUAAAUCGUGGUAUAUAUACAUUUAAAGUUUAAGGACAAAUGUAUCACUUUAUUAAAGAUUUAAUUCCUUCCGGAAAAAGAGCAAAAAAUUUACAAUUGUACUUUUAUGAUAACGAAAAUAAGAUAAAGAAUCAAAUGAGCUUAUUAGACAAGUUUAAUGAAGCAGUUGUCAAGAAAUUGAUGAAAAUACUAAAGGUUAAUCCAUAUUCUACUUUUCUAAAGUCAUUAACAGAUAUUCCAGAAUUAUCUGACUUCUAUAUUGCACUUAAAUCUGAUUCUGGUUUAGACCAAACAACAUACAACUUACCUACUUCAUCCGAAGUUGGGGCAAAUUGGAUAGAAGAACAAACAAAUAACAGAAUUUCCACUCCGCAUAUUCGAAUAUACACUCAUAGUAACAGAAGUCAGUUGGUAAAUUAUUAUUAUGGAUGCUAUGACCCAUUACAAUAUCCAUUGAUAUUCCCAUAUGGUCAAAAUAGAUGGCAUUGUGCUAUUAAAAAAAUUAAGAAAACAUAUAGUCAUUCAAAUCACCAAAUUUACUGCGAAUGUGAACAACUGCCAAGUAUAUUGAACAUGACUUCAAUUGAUAGGCUACUUGAUAUGGAAUCUGAAGUUUUAUCAAAAGGCAAAAGGAAAAGAGAAACGGUUUCUUGCCAUGAAUAUUAUUAUUACAAGAUUCAAAUAAGAGAGAAUGAAUCAAAUGAAACUUUACAUUCUGGAAGGGUAUUUCAACAAUACAUUGUUGACCAAUACAUAAAACUUGAGACUCAAAGACUAGAUUUAUUUUCCUUUAACCAAGAUUUAUUCAGAACUGCAGUACUACAAGGGAUUCUUGAUUUGUUAAGACAGGGAGAAAGAGAUGCCUCAAAUAUUGGAAAAACAAUAUUCUUCCUAUUAGUUUUAUUAGAGGCCCAAGAGAUAUGUGUAGAUGAUAUAUGUAUGCUAUUGCAUUGGUACAACGUUAUGGAAAACCCGACAUAUUCUUAACAAUGACGUGCAAUCCUUCUUGGCCUGAAAUUAAAAAAUAUUUAUUAACAUCUGAAGAAGUUCAAAAUAAGCCUGAUCUAAUCAGCCGAGUAUUUAGAGCAAAAGUAGAGGAACUUAAAAUAGAUAUAUUAAAAAAAAUAUUUUUGGAAAGGUUGUAGCUUUUAUUUUCCCCAUAGAAUUUCAAAAACGUGGACUUCCACAUGCUCAUUUCCUUAUUAUACUUGCAGAUAGAUAUAAACUAUUAACACCAGAGGCUUAGGAUAAAUUUGUUUGUGCUGAAUUGCCUGAUCGCAAUUUAGAUUCCUCUUUAUAUUCACUUGUGACUAAACAUAUGAUUCAUGGACCUUGUGGCUAUUUAAAUCCUUCCAAUUCUUACAUGAAAAAAGAUCACUGUAUGUUUAAAUAUCCUAAAGAACUUGCAGAACAUACAACGAAAGGAAAAAAUUCAUAUCCUAUAUACAGAAGACGACAAAUAGAGAUACCUGUAGAAGUUAGAGGACACAAUAUUGAUAAUUCUUGGGUUGUUCCUUACAAUCCAUUUUUACUUAAGAAUUCAAUUGCCAUAUUAAGUUGAAAUAUGUUCUGACAUUAAAGUUGUCAAAUAUCUUUAUAAAUACAUCUGUAAAGGUCAUGACAAAAUUGCAUUUUCUGUGCAUGGCAAUAAUACUAUAACAACAACAACAACAACAACAACCCAGUAUAAUCUCACAAGUGGGGUCUGGGGAGGGUAAUAUGUACGCAGACCUUACCCCUACCCCGAAAGGUACAUUUGCAUGGUAAUAAUACAAAUGUACAUAUAGAUGAAAUAAAAGAAUAUCAAUCAGCUAGAUGGGUCUCUCCAUCAGAGGCUGCAUGGCGUCUAUUUGCUUUUCCUAUAAGUGAAAUGACUCCAAGUGUGAUGCAACUUCAGUUAUACCUUGAGAGACAAUAAUUUGUAUCCUUUAAAAGUACCCAAAAUAUACAUCAAAUUGUAAAUGAUCCAAUGACAAGGAUGACAAUGUUAACAGAAUUUUUUGUAAUGUACAGUACCAAUAAAGACGCUAAAGCUCUAAACUUAUUAUAUAAAGAGUUCCCAGAGUAUUUUGUAUGGUCACCAACUGACAAAAUGUUGUCACGUCGACAACGAGGUACUGCUAUUGGAAGAAUUGUAACGUGUCAUCCAACCGAAGGAGAAAGAUACUAUCUAAAGUUACUUUUAAUGAAUGUAAGGGGACCUAAAUUAUAUGCAGACCUUUGCAACGUCAAUGGAAAAUGUUGUGAUUCAUUUAGGGAAACUGCAGAAAAGCGAAACUUAUUACAUUGUGAUAACAAUUUAAUUGACUGUAUGUCUGAAGCUGUGAGUUAUCAAAUGCCUUAUAGUUUAAGACGCUUAUUUGAUACAUUAUUAGUUUACUGCAAUCCUGCAAAUCCAAGAGAACUAUGGGAAAAAUUUGAAGAACCUAUGUCUCACGAUUUCAAGAGAAUUCCAAAUUUGGGAACAAAAGAGAUUCGACAUUUAGUUUUGAAUUAUAUUAAUGAAGUCUUACAUUCAAUGGGACACAAUAUAUACGAAUUCAAAUUUACUUCUGAAAUUAUUGUACUUCCUUCACCAGCUAACGAGGCAAAAGAUGUUCAGUUUGAGAAAAAUAUAAUAGUAAGUGAAGAAGAUUUACUCAUAGAAAAGAAAUUAAACUCUGAACAAAGAAGAGCAUAUAAUAUUAUUCUUGAUAGAGUAUAUUCUGAUAAACCGAGAGCAUAUUUCAUUGAUGGUCCCGGAGGAACGGGAAAAACAUUCUUGUAUCGAGCUUUGUUAGCUAAUAUAAGAUCAAAAGGUUUUAUAGCUUUAGCAACUGCAAGUUCUGGUGUUGCAGCUUCAAUUCUACCUGGAGGACGAACUGCUCAUUCGCGCUUCAAAAUUCCUAUAGACAUUGAUGAGAAUUUUACAUGUAAUAUUAGUAAACAAACAGCAUUAGCAACUCUAAUUCAAGAUUCAAAGUUAAUUAUCUGGGAUGAAGUUUCAAUGGCAAAAGGGAAAAUGAUUGAAGCUUUCUAUACUCUUUUAAAAGAUCUCAUGAAUACGAAUAUACUCUUUGGUGGAAAGUUGUAGUUUUUGGUGGAGACUUUCGGCAAACACUUCCCGUUGUUCGUAGUGAAAAAAAAGAAGACUUUAUUUGUGAAAUUUUACUAUAUUCUGAUAUUUGGAAUGAUCUUGAAAAGUUGUGCUUAUCAGAAAAUAUGCGUGCAAAAGAAGAUCCUGCUUUUUGUGAGUAUUUAACGAGAAUUGAAAAUGGAAAAGAAGAAACUAACAACUCGAACAAAAUUGAAAUUCCACGUAAUUUUAUCAUUCCUUUUACCACUGAAACACAAUCUUUAAAUUAAUUAUUCAAUGUUACUUAUCCGAAUCUACUUACAUUCUUUUCUAAUCCAUCUUCUAUGACUUCCCAUGUUAUCUUAACUACAAAAAAUGAUUUUUUUUGAUGAAAUAAAUGACAUGCUUAUACAUCAACUUCCUAACAAUGCUAAAAUAUAUACUGCAAUUGAUGAAACUACAGAACCAAGUGACCAAUGCUAAUUUGAAGAUUUUCUGCACACAUUAAAUCCUCCUAAUUUGCCACCUUACAAAUUAACUUUAAAAAAAUUGUCCCGUUUUAUUAUUGCGAAAUUUAAAUCCUUGUGACGGAUUAUGUAAUGGUACAAGGUUAAUAUGUCACGACUUUAAGUCACAUGUAAUAAGUGCUACUAUUGCAAGUGGUGAUUUCAAAAAUACACAUGUAUUCAUUCCGAAAAUACCACUCUUAACAUCACAAGAUGAAAAGCUACCCGUUUCUUUCAAAAGAACACAAUUUCCACUUCGAUUAUAUUUUGCUAUGACAAUUAACAAAGCUCAAGGUCAGACAUUAGAUUUUGUUGGUAUUUAUUUACGUGAACCAGUAUUCUCUCAUGGUCAACUCUAUGUCGCUUUAUCUAGAGCAAAGAGUUCAAAAAAUAUAAAGAUACAGAUACGCCCACCAACGGCAGAGGAUAAAGAUGAUCAUUCUACCUACAAUAUAGUUUAUGAGGAAGUCAUUCGAAAAGAAUUCCCUUAAAUUAAUUAUAUUUAUAUCAAUAUGAUUCAUUACUUCUCCUUCCAACCUGUAUAAACAUGGCUACUGAUACACUCGGGGAAUUGCCCUUACAAGUAACUACAUGAGAAACUGAUUGCUAUUAGUGAAUAAUGUGUGGUACACUAUUAGGUCGGUGAUAUUUGAGAUUUCAAAUAAAGUUCGCCUCAUCCAUCUUUUUGGAUCCUUAUUACGAAUUCACACUCGCUCUUUCAUAAGGUAAACUCUACUAACUAAGUUAAGGUAACAACCUGUAUCAGUAUCAAUUACUUUCUUCAUGUUUCUGCAUUUCUUUACUUACCUUUAUUCUCAUAUUAUCUUUGUUUUUCUUUUUUUCAUCAGUUUUAUUCUCUUCUAGCUAGAUCAGUUUCUAUAUUCAUUGGUCUUCUCUAUUGCGCUUAUGCUGAUCCAACAAGUAUCUCAUUUUGUUUGUCGUGUUUAAUAAAUUAGUCCUCUGGGUUUUCAUACCUUUCUUUUUUGGAUUUGCUUGAUCUGUUAUUCCAUGUUUGUGUCGUUGUGUA